AUGCAUCUCCACCACGGUUGACCCUGAAACAGGAGUCAUCAGCAGGAAACAGCCACUGGACACACUCAAAAGCUAUCGAAUGUGUGACCCAUCCCAGAAGAACAUCUAUAAGGCAUCUCCCCUGUUUGGACAGAUGUAUAUCGUCAGCAAGACAGGGGUACUCCAGGUUGGAGAUGUGGUGUACAAGACCAGCCACUGAGAUGGAUGGAAGACUAGCUCCUAUAACAUAUGUUCUACAUGUAGUAGUGUGAUGGCAUAGACUUAUUAGAAAGGCACAAAAUAACAAAUAAACAGAAUGCGCUUUUCAUAUUUUUGCAGUUUAAGUCAUUCUUUCUAAGUAGGCUGAAGAUUAUGAGAUUUAUAUGAUCAGAUUAUAUGUGUGGUGGGGGAAAAAAUAGGAAUUUGUUAAAAAAACAAAUGUCAUUUUUAUGAUUGAGAGCAUUUGUAGUUGGUUUUAAUGUGUGUUCUGUAUGAGCUUGAAAAACUCGACGUUUAUCAUGAAAAGGAUAACAACCAAUCAAACAGAGCUAGAGCUGAGAGGGCGUGUCUACCGGGGUGCGUUCAGUUCAUUAAACGUUUUGCUACAUUCA
Salvelinus sp. IW2-2015 is the source of this 590-nucleotide messenger RNA. Lineage: Eukaryota; Metazoa; Chordata; Actinopteri; Salmoniformes; Salmonidae. The record is from RefSeq and is a predicted model, not a curated record.